CGCCGCAAGCGAGAGCAGCCGAGUCCCCGCCCCGCCACUUCCGGUCCCGCCGCCCCCAGCCGGUGCGGCCGUGAGGGGCCGCGUCUCGCCGCCGCGGGCCGGCCGGGCACGGUGUGGGCGCCUGGCCUGCCUCGCCGGUCUCAGGGUGCCCAGGGGAACGUUCGGUAGUCGUAAUGCUGACGCUGGCGAGCAAACUGAAACGAGAUGAUGGCCUCAGAGGCUCCCGGGCGCCAGCCACGGCCUCCGACUCCACUCGGAGGGUGUCUGUGAGAGACAGGCUGCUCGUUAAAGAGGUUGCAGAACUUGAAGCUAAUCUACCUUGUACAUGCAAAGUGCAUUUUCCUGACCCAAACAAGCUUCAUUGCUUUCAGCUAACUGUAACCCCAGAUGAGGGUUACUACCAGGGUGGAAAAUUUCAGUUUGAAACUGAAGUUCCUGAUGCGUACAACAUGGUGCCUCCCAGAGUGAGAUGCUUGACCAGGAUCUGGCACCCCAACAUCACAGAGACAGGCGAGAUCUGCCUAAGUUUACUGAGAGAACAUUCGAUCGAUGGCACCGGCUGGGCUCCCACUAGGACGUUAAAGGAUGUAGUCUGGGGAUUGAACUCACUGUUCACUGAUCUUUUGAAUUUUGAUGAUCCACUGAAUAUUGAAGCUGCAGAACACCAUUUGCGGGACAAGGAGGACUUCCGGAGCAAGGUUGAAGACUACAUGAAGCGCUACGCCAGAUGAUAGAGGAGGGGACUGCAGGGCUGUGGGCUGUGUGCUGCCGGUUUGUCUCCGUCUCAGACCGAGAGGGAGCCGCCUCCCCUCCUCGCGCUCCCUCAGCCCCACCGGGUCAUCCGAGUCCUGCGACCAUGUCCUGAGGAAGAACCUCUUCACGACUGCCCACUGUACCUGGAGAGCUCCACGUAAAUACAGCAAGAAAAUGUGCUUGGGGUUCUAAAGAGUUGUCUGCUUACCUUAACAUGUUUACUUUUUGGAAAUUGUACUGUGUAGGCUGUUGGUGAGAUUCUUGAGAAGCUGUAAUGAGCUCAGAAUUGAGGCUGGAGCUUGCUUCUUCCCUUUCCAAACAAAACGGCCCCUGCACAAGUGCUGACGGUGUGCUCAGUGUAGCUCGCAGACUGGCCUAAGAAACCCGCUGCAAACUGUGACGGACGCGAACUCGUAACUCCUCCCACAGAUGCUGGCCCCGCCUACAUGUCAUGAGGCUUCCAGAGUGCAUAGAGUCAUUCACUGUAGAUCUCUUACUGAAAUGCAUAUUUUAUUUAAUGUAAGUAUAUUUUGGAACAGAUUUGUAAUUUGUACAAUUUAAUGCUUUAAUUAUUUUUUUCUAUCUUCAUUUAGUUUGUAUUUUCAUUGUCUAGAGCAGACAGAAAGAUGUUGGGUCAAGCAAUUAUUGCAGAGAAAUACAAAGAAAAUAUGAAAGACACAUUACUCAUUCUGUCCAAAUGCAACAAGAAUUUGGCUUUUAAAAAUUCAGCUUUUACUUUCAGGUCCAGAUGGGGUAGGACAUUUCAGACCCCUUUGAAACCGGAUCUAGAUGAUUUCAGAACAAAAUGCAGGGUGCCUUCUCACAUGCUGCCCAGAGGCAACUGGCUGAGCCCAGGCCAGCUGGGGGGCUUGGUGCUUUUGCAGUGGUCUGUGCCUGUGAGCCAGGAGGCAGUGCCUGUGGAGCUGCUGACCAGAGAGCCGGACCCCCUGGGUCCUGAGGGACUGGAGAGAGCUCAGGAACCAGCCCAAACAGUGCCUCGUGCCUCUGGGGCCAUAGCUGUGGCCUGCCGAGUUUACUGGGGUUCUGGGCCCUGUUGAGGGGGGAGCACUCCAAGGCCUUGUAGGUAUGGGAGUCAGCAGACGGCCGUAUGGGGUGAGGUCGGCGCACUUCAGAGGAAGAACACCAACAAGGCCAGCGGAUUUAUGCCAGCAUUUAGACACUGGAGCCAGUGACAUCAAGUGCAAGAUAAAUGUUUAUAUGGUUUCAUCUGCUGCUUGCCUAACAUACUCAGGUAUAACUGACAGCCUCCUUAGACCCGACUUCCCCAUCUGCCAUCUGCCAUCUACCAUCUACCUGGCCUGGUUCAUUUUUCAUGAUUUAUAUUAUAAUCUCUGAUUCUGCGAUCAGUCUGUCCUGGAGGUCAGCACGGGAGGGAUGCAGGCCCUGCUUCCCCUUUGAAGCCAGGAAUUGUUCCCAUUAGACUUGAGGUGGUGCCAGCUAACAGGCCACAUGGCUGGUGCACAGAGCAGAAUGGGUAGGACUGGGUUCAGGGCAUGGCGGCAUCUCAGCAGCUCAGGGCCUGUCAGGGAUACACAUAACCCUGCUUCCGAGCCCUGGGAGACACUGCAACUUACACACUAUUAACUGAAGCUCUGCCCAGCAUUGCAAGAACUUGCCAGCCAGGCACUGAGCCUUCCUCCACUUGGUGGGUCAGGAGGGCAGCAGCCGCCAUCCCACAGGCCUGGCUCCUGCCCCUGUGACCCAGGGCAUGCGGCUGGCUUCCUGGAGCCAACCCUCGGGGCCAUCUCACUGCCGUCCGGGCAGCCCCCGGGCCGCACGGCUGGUGGUACAGGUGGAGGUGGAAGAAAUGAUGGCAUUGCCUGUGGUUUAACAGAAACAUGCUAUUGGAGGUAAAAGACUGCCAUCUGAGCCAGCCUGGAAGGGUAAUAAUCUGUUUAUUUUGACCUCAGAGUAUUUGCACAGAGAAAAAUACUUUAUCAGGGGGGGAUCGUAAUUAUUCAAAAAAGACAUUUCCACAUAAUGGGAUCAUCCCUUUCUGCCCAGUGGAAAUCCCUUGGCAGUAUUUUGCCUCUCCGCUCCCCCAAGCCACACAUCUUAAGGGGCUCUGCCCAUCACCAUGAGCAGCUGGUAUUGUGCUGGUAGAGGGCCUGUGGCAUCUGUUGGUGGCUGUGGGACCCUGAUUUAUAGGCCUUUUGGUUUUUUGGGCUCUGCCCCACUUGAAGGCCAGAGUGUCUGGGUCCAGCACAUGUGGCCCACCACCCUGGUGAUAGCUGAGGACUUCUCAUCUACCAGGGGUGGGAAGGGAGGCGUGGAUAUUGGGCCUCUGGCCAAAGAGCUCAGCUCCGGAGCUGGAACGGUAUAGGGAGGCGCUGGGGAAAUGCAGCCCCUGGGUAGCUCUGACGUUCAGCCGGGUUCCCAUGACUCCUCUGCCUACGAUUUGGUAUGUCCGCGGCAUGUUUUUCAAGUCCAUUUAGAAGAAAGCAGUUCCAGGGGAGGCCGCUCAAAAGGAAAAGGCUUUCCCUUGUCACCUUCCCUCAAAUAAACCACCUACAAGUUGCCCAGCCGCCUCCCUGUGCAGUCUUCCCAAAAAGCCAGGGUGAGGGCAUUACUGGGGUGCUGAGGACAGCCCCCCGGGUUCCUCUCCUUUUCCUCUGCAGCCUGGACCGCACUCCUCAUCGGUGGCGCUCCCGUUCACGUCUUUGGCUCACUGCAGGACGCUGUCCCAGGGAGGAGUAUUUCACGGCACAAGAGGCCUGGCCUCACCUGCCCUUAUCUCCAUGCCCUGAGAGCCUUACCGAGCUGUUUACAUGAUUCCCACUCACUACAGAUUAAGUUGUCCAGAGAAGUCACUCCAGUACAAGAGUUGAUGUAAAAACUGUUAGAGAGCUGGUUCAGACUGCGUUUAGCUAAAACAUUUUCAAUGUACAGUCUUUAAAAAGGAGCACACACAUUAUUAGAAUUUGCCAGUUUAAAUGUUUCAAAGUGUCCAGGCAUAUUUUCCUCUGCUGUUACAUUCCAGGGACCCUGACACUUGUCUAGAAAGACUUUGUGGUGCAAGAGCAAGUGUCCUUCCCCAUGACUCUCCCACAGCCAGGCCGAUCUCAGCAGGGUCCCAGGCCCACUCUCAGGCCGUCUGGGGACAGAGCCAUCAUGUUGCUUAUGGCAGCAGACACAGACUGCACAGCCCUUCUCUGAGCUCUGGAGCUCAGCAAAGUAACCCCGGAGGGCAAACCCCCAGGCUGCUGAGGGCCAGCCGGCCUCACACGUCUCGGAGGACAAAGCCCACCGUUCCUUGGAGUUGCUCUGUUGCCCACCCCAUUCUUUAGAGAACUUCUGUGACAAAAAACCCACAAAAUCCUAUUAACACCAGACUUUUCACACUGGGUUAUCAGGCAGAACUUUUUAAAUAAAAAAAUUCCAACAAGCUGUUAGCCACCAAUUGCAUUCCUUGGGGAGACCCUCCUUUUCCAGCUGGUGCCGUCUAUUCUGGGAUUGUUUUCACUUUGAUCCACCUAAAAAUGUUUAAUCUUGGAAAGUCAGGUUUGCUAUAAGUUCAUGAUUCAUAAAAUAAAAUAUGUCUAGCAAAACAC
This is a messenger RNA of Manis javanica (Malayan pangolin), 4325 nucleotides long. RefSeq names its product ubiquitin conjugating enzyme E2 F (putative) (gene UBE2F). The record is from RefSeq and is a predicted model, not a curated record. Lineage: Eukaryota; Metazoa; Chordata; Mammalia; Pholidota; Manidae.